This is a messenger RNA of Echinococcus granulosus, 486 nucleotides long. RefSeq lists its product as hypothetical. NCBI's taxonomy places the organism in Eukaryota, Metazoa, Platyhelminthes, Cestoda, Cyclophyllidea, Taeniidae. The transcript is spliced from 5 exons. The record is from RefSeq and is a predicted model, not a curated record. Bases 1 to 486 code for a protein of 161 amino acids.
AUGCUGUCUUCUGUACUGCCUCAUUGUACAUGCUAUCAACCAACUGUUUACAUUGAUCCUUACUCCAAACUAGAAGCUCACGCAACUGUUGAUCAUCACAUUUCAUCGCGAAAAGAUAUUAUGGAUGCUCUAGCAUUUUUAAAACCAUUAGACGAGAAACUUGCUACUUCAUCUUUACUCCUUGGUUUGCAAGUUUGGGAAUAUUCCUUUGAAAUAUUCUCCAGGCAUUCGUGGCACGAUGGAGGUUGCUUGGAUCCUGAAGGUAAUCUGCAGCGAUCAGCUGGCUUACUGAAACCACCAUUAAAGGCAGAAGUAUCACAAUUCCUCUGUAGAGGUCGUAUUAGAAUUAAAGCUGCUUCAAAUUUUGAAUCAUUCCAUUCUGAAAUUCUUGGUUAUAAGCUGUCUGAUGGACUUUUAUCUCACUUUCACAUAUUUAACAAAUGCUACGAUUCAAAUUUCAUGUCACUUGUUAAGUACGCAAAAUAG